AUGCCGCACAUUCGCAGUGAUUCCAACUUGAAUUUAUGCCCGGAUUACAAUUCGGAGGACUUCACGAACACUCGAGCGCAGCUAGUGAAUGAUAACACUACAGAAGAACAAGCGGUGCAGUUGCUCAGAAAUAUCUGGCUAGCUAACAACAAUCUAGACAAGCGUUUAUGGCAACAACAGCUGGAGAAUGACAGGGAGGAAUUAGCCCAUCAGCGACACAUGGAAGAAGAUGAGCAAGAGCGUUUGAAACAAGAACGUAUCAAUGAGGAGGAGGACGCACGCAAGGAAGAACGCAAAAAGAAUAAACACAAAUACAUUCCAAUUCAGAAUUCGGGCAUACCAGACGACCUGGCGGUCACUCCUUGCUCAUACGCGCUGCGCAAGCUCGACAAGGGAGAGUAUCUUGAGUUGUGGUAUUUCACAAACAGCGGAUUAGAUGAAGCCUCAACUAAGAAGACGGUAGACAACGAUGCAAUGAUUCUAUCCUCGUUACCGGACGGUUCAACAGCUUGGGUGUCAUCAGCCUCGACUCGUAGCGCACGUUCAGUCGUCAACGACGAGGACCUACCAUUCGAGGAAUUCUGUCAGGCAUGUCCUCGUUUCCUAGCAGCCUUA
Messenger RNA from Suillus discolor, 615 nucleotides. RefSeq lists its product as uncharacterized. NCBI's taxonomy places the organism in Eukaryota, Fungi, Basidiomycota, Agaricomycetes, Boletales, Suillaceae. The annotation marks the transcript as partial. The record is from RefSeq and is a predicted model, not a curated record. The transcript has a single exon.